AUUACUGAAUUUUGUUUAAGCAUAUAUUAAUGAAAAAAAAAAGUACUAUAAAAAGAUAAAUGAUCCAUACACAUAUAACAUUAUGUAUAUGAAUUUAGAAUAACGAAUGCAGUCACAAAAACAUGGCGCUGUGUUAUAUGAGAUUGCUUUGCCGGCGAAACAUCAAUCCUUGUACUUUCCGGAAUUUAUAUACCUCGAGCUCAAAAAAUGUCGCCGUAUCGAAACCAUUCUUCAUGGGAAGUACAAUUUGCGAAACUCACGAUGAGAAAAACCUGCGCCUUAAAAGACCUAUGUCACCACAUUUAUCUAUUUACCAAGUUCAAUUAACGUCAUUACUUUCAGUUUCACAUCGUACAACAGGCAUAAUAUUAUCAACUUAUGCUAUGUUGCUUGGUUUUGGAACAUUACUUAUACCAGGUGGUAUUCCUUGCCUUAUAGAAAUAAUUACAAAUUUAGGUUUGUCAGCUCCUGUUCUUUUCGUGGGGAAAACCUUAAUUGCUUUUCCUGCUACAUUUCAUACAUUCAAUGGAUUGCGUCACUUGGCUUGGGAUUUAGGAAUGUUCCUCACAAUUAAGGAAGUGUAUAGCACUGGUUAUGCAGUAACCGCAUUAUCAGGAAUUUCUGCUCUUGCUCUUGCUGCAAUAUAAAUUUAGAUAAUUGUAUUGUCUUAGUAUGAUAUAAUUUAUAUUGAAAAUUAAUUGUACUAUUAGAUCAACGUGUUCCAUCUUGUAUUUUGGAAAUUGGAUUAAAUUUAUAAAAAGUCAAAA
This is a messenger RNA of Frieseomelitta varia, 767 nucleotides long. RefSeq names its product succinate dehydrogenase cytochrome b560 subunit, mitochondrial-like. The transcript has 5 exons. Gene Ontology annotation, biological process: mitochondrial electron transport, succinate to ubiquinone; tricarboxylic acid cycle. Gene Ontology annotation, cellular component: membrane. Gene Ontology annotation, molecular function: electron transfer activity; succinate dehydrogenase activity. The coding region runs from base 123 to 647 and encodes 174 amino acids. NCBI's taxonomy places the organism in Eukaryota, Metazoa, Arthropoda, Insecta, Hymenoptera, Apidae. The record is from RefSeq and is a predicted model, not a curated record.